Trichosurus vulpecula (common brushtail) is the source of this 2942-nucleotide messenger RNA. Its product is annotated as zinc finger protein 135-like. Bases 396 to 1970 code for a protein of 524 amino acids. Gene Ontology annotation, biological process: negative regulation of transcription by RNA polymerase II. The record is from RefSeq and is a predicted model, not a curated record. The transcript has 5 exons. Gene Ontology annotation, molecular function: DNA-binding transcription repressor activity, RNA polymerase II-specific. NCBI's taxonomy places the organism in Eukaryota, Metazoa, Chordata, Mammalia, Diprotodontia, Phalangeridae.
UGAGCUGAGACUGCUCUGUUUUACCUUUAUCUCAAAUCUCCCUUUUCUUCCCCUAGAUCUGAGAUCUCUCUGGCUUCCCUCUGAACCAAGCUCGCUCUGCCUUUCUUUGGAGCCGAGAUCACUCUGCCUUUUGGACGCCAGCUCUGUGCUUGCAGAACCCCGCCUGACCCUCCCAGCAUCCUGCCUCCCUCUAUAGGGUGGAGUCUCUCACCUGAGGGCAGGGCCAGGGCCUUUGUGACUCCUGUGGGGCCUCACCCUGUAAAUCCCUGUAGGCCAGCCUGCUGCCUGGGAAGAGAAGAGCAAGACCUCUCCCCCUCUGGGAUCCUUCUCUCUGCCCAGCUCAGUCUGCAGAGGACCAAGGCCUGGCCCCAGCAGGGAGCCUGGAGCCAGAGGGAAUGGCCCCUGGGAGCAGCAGCCCCCCUCCCCAGGGGUUGGUGACAUUCAAGGAUGUGGCUGUGGACUUCACCCAGGAGGAGUGGGGCCUCUUGGACCAUGCUCAGAAGGAGUUGUACAAGCGGGUCAUGCUGGAGAAUGCCCAGAACCUGCUCUCCCUGGGGCUGCCAGUUCCCAGAGAAGACAUGAUCUCUUCCUUUGAGCAAAGGGAAGGCCCAUGGAUGCUGGAGCAAGAAGGCCUGAGGAGCUGCUGUCCAGACGGAGAGAUCAGUCUGGAAAUGAAGGAAGCUGCUACAGAGCUAAGCCUUUCUGUGGCAAAAACUCCCAAGCAAAGAUUCAUAAGUGAUGGUCCCUCUGCCUUCAAUUGGAGAGAAGUCUGCAUAACACCUGAGAGUAUCCAAACUGGAGAGAAACCGUAUGAGUGUAAUAAAUGUGGAAAGACUUUUACAUGUAAGCACAGUCUUGUUAUGCAUAGAAGAAUCCACCUUGGGGAAAAACCUUAUGAACAUAAUCAAUGUGAGAAGGCUUUUAUUGCCCAUCAGAGAACACACACUGCAGAGAAACUUUAUGAAUGUAAUCAAUGUGGAAAAGGUUUUAAAUCAUGGAGCAUGCUUACUCGACAUCAGAGGAUCCACACUGGAGAGAAACCUUAUGAAUGUAAUCUAUGUGGACAAGCUUUUAUACAGAAAGUUCAUCUUAUUGCACAUCAAAGAACACACACUGCAGAGAAACCUUAUGAAUGUAAUCAAUGUAGAAAAGCUUUUAAAUCAUCUAACAGUCUUACUGUACAUCAGAGAAUCCACACUGAAGGGAAACCUUAUGAAUGUAAUCAAUGUGGAAAAGCUUUUAUAUGGCGGAAAUGUCUUACUACACAUCAGAGAAUCCACACUGGAGAGAAGCCUUAUAAAUGUUAUCAUUGUGGAAAGACUUUUAGAUGGAAGGACAGUCUUUUUGAACAUCAGAGGAUACACACUGGAGAGAAACCUUAUAAAUGCAAUCAAUGUGGAAAGACUUUCAGACGUAGGAAGUCUGUUGGUGAACAUCAGAGGAUGCACACUGGAAAGAAACCUUAUGAAUGUAAUCAAUGUGGAAAUGCUUUUAUCACAAGCACUAGUCUUAUUAAACAUCAGAGGUCACACACUGGAGAGAAACCUUAUGAAUGUAAUCAGUGUGGAAAGACUUUUAGAGUGAAGGCUUCUCUUAUUAAACAUCAGAGAACACACACUGGAGAGAAACCAUAUGAUUGUAAUCAAUGUGGAAAGACUUUUACACAUAAGCACAGUCUUGUUACACAUAGAAGAAUCCACACUGGAGAGAAACCUUAUGAAUGCAAUCAAUGUGGAAAGACUUUUAGAGUGAAGGCUUCUCUUAUUAGACAUCAGAGAACACACACUGGAGAGAAACCAUAUGAUUGUAAUCAAUGUGGAAAGACUUUUACACAUAAGCACAGUCUUGUUACACAUAGAAGAAUCCACACUGGAGAGAAACCUUAUGAAUGUAAUCAAUGUGGAAAGACUUUUACAAAUAAGCGCAGUUUUGUUAAAAAUAGAAGAAUCCACACUGGAGAGCAACCUUAAGAAUGUAAUCAGUGUGGAAAGGGUUUUAAACAGAAGGCCUCUUUUACUUAAACAUCAGAGAAUCCACACUGGAGAGAGACCAUAUGAGUAUACCCAGUGUGGAGAAUCAGAGAGGAAGAGGGCAGAGCACUCAGACUGGGAAUGGGAUGGGGAAGGGAGGCAGAAUGAGGAAGAGAAGGGAGGGGGAGAAGCAGAGAACAUCUCUUCCCCAACCAUGGCUUAGAGUUGGGGUCCCUUGGCAGCUUGGAUGACCUUGGCAUCUUCCAUGUCUCCUCAAACGCCAAGCCCUCCACAGAGCUUGCUUCAGCUGCCUUCAUGGCCGUUUGAAUAAAUUGUUCUCAUCUGCUAUUCCUGGGGGGGGUUGUUCUUGUGCUUGGGGUUGGCACCCCCUCCCUCAUCCAUGUGUUUGUGGCCUUUCAGUAACCCUCAAGCUGGCUUAGCCAGAGGCAGAUUAGCAAGGGUGGCUGCUGGGCAUGCUACAGCUUCUUGGGGCCAUAGGGGAGAGUUGGGUGAGAGGUGGACACCCAAGGAGUGUGGAAAGGGCUCAGCCAGGCCUCCCACCAGAGGGGCUAGUCCUCCUUGAACAGCCAUGUACCUGGAAAGCAAGAAGGGUGGGGCUAAAGACACCCUAGCAAGAAGGAGAGAAUGUUCCCAGCAUGGGGGACAGCCACUGGAAAGGCAGAGGCAGGAGAUCAGGUCUUGGUUAAACAUAAGCCAGGAGGACAGUGACCCUGGGUCAGAGAGCAGGAGGAGGAGGAAGAGAGGAGUGAAGUGUAAGAAGACUGGAAAGGGGGUAAGGCUGGUUAUAUGUACCUACUGUGCGCCAAGCACCUUGUACAUUUUAGCUCAUUUGAUUCUGCUGCCAGAAUUCCUAGGGUCCUCGUUAGUGACAUUCUGAAUAAGGCAUACAGAAGCACUCAUGCACAAAGAAACAAACACACAUGCACAGACAUGAGUCCACACACAUAAACA